GUCGACGAGAGCACACUCAAUGAUGCCCUUAGUAGAACAGACGUGAAAUCGGCUAAGGCAAUCUCUAUCGAGUGCGACGUAGAGAGCUAUUCCAUUGAAGAUACCGAAUCCCAACCCUCAGCCGAACUGGAAACUGAGGGAACUAAAAGAAAAUCUGCAAAAGAUCGCCUUUCUGCCAGAGAAUACGACAAAAGCAUCCCCAGAACGCAUUUAGGAGUUGAUUUCGAUAGCUCGGGACCCGAAGUCGUUGAGGCCAUUGCCAAAUGUCUGAACGAAGAUAAAAUUGAUAUAAUAGAUAGAAUAGUCACAACUCUGGGAACAAAGCGUGCCCUUAGCUUUUGCUACCUAGCUGAAGAUAUCGAAAAUCGGGGUGGUUUCUUCGUUGCAGAUGGGUCGCGCCGACGAACGCCUGGCGGCGUCUUUCUCACCCUUAUCCGUCGUUCCGAUGAGGUCACUAAGGCGGAGAAAAAAGCAAUCUUCAAGGAGACAGACCAAGAAAAACUACAGAGAAAAAAACUCCUAAAAGCGGAGAAACGACGCCUAAAGCGAAAACUUAACGCGGAUCACGACUCGCAACCCCAGAAACCUUCAGCCCCACCCGAUGAGGAUGAGAUACUGGAAGAUAUUCCUUCACCCGAUGUGACCAUAGAAGCUCCUGACGCCUAA
Molecule: messenger RNA, 666 nt
Organism: Dibothriocephalus latus
Lineage: Eukaryota; Metazoa; Platyhelminthes; Cestoda; Diphyllobothriidea; Diphyllobothriidae
Source: the annotation of a GenBank genome assembly